GUUUUGACGUCGAUGGGGGAAAAAAAAGAAAGCUGAGGACAUUCGAUCUAAUGAGAUUGAUAAUCAUUUGCUUUCUGGUAAUCACCUAAUGUAAGCCACUUCUGUGCCAUGGAAGUUGUGUAUACCUGCAAUGAUGAACCCGAAGGCAAUGUCAAAGACUGGAUUUCUGAGGAGAAAUGUUGCAGUUCGUUAUCUAGCCAAAACGUGUUGGCAAUCAGUAGACAGAAAACCAGUUUACUUAAAAGAAAAAGGGGGAACGAAACAAGCAUGGUCUGUGAAGUUGGUGUGUUUGAUCUUGACAAACCGUGGGAGUGGUUCACUGUUACAAGCUGUCAGGCCAUUGUCACCAAUCUGCGAUGGGAUAAAACUGGAACACGAUUGCUGAUCACCGAUUCUAAUGGUUUAUGUCAAGUGUGGCAAAUGCAGGAAUUUCUGGUGAAUAAAUGGGAAUGCAUUGGGUCGUCCUUACUUCCGGGAGAAGACAUACUGACUGCUGCGUGGUUCCACACUGGUGUUCAGAUUUUAUUCAGUCCUGAGAAGAAAGAUGCUGUAACUUAUGAGGACAAAUUCCUGAGGGAGCGAUAUCAGCCCUCUGUGACCCAGUUUGGGGGCAAGCCUGUAGAUGGCUGGUUAGCUGUGACAGUUAGUGGACUGGUGGACUGCUGUGUAAUGAACAGACAUGAACCCCUCAUAACGUCAGCUCACAAAGCCCUGUCUCUCACCCCACAGCGGCUCAGUCUGGCUGCAGUGGCAUAUUCCAACAUGGGGGGUAUCGUCAUUGCCACCAGUGAUGGUCAGCUGUCCUCUCUCAUUCAGUGCUUUCAUGUGACCAUACAACUGACCACAGAGGGAAUCCAGAUCACCAGUAAACCUACAUCUAGUCUGCACAUGAAAAGUCGCAUGGAAUACUCUAGCAAUGAAAGCCAGCAGAUGACUGUAACAAACUUGACCUUCAUGAAUCCUGAGUCAUGUGACACUCUCAUUGUGACUUGUGGCUGCAAUGGCUACAGUUCUAUGGAGAUCUGGCAACUGGUGGAACAACACACCACUCUUCACCAGCUGUGUCAGUCCAGCCAAGGGAUUGAUAAUGGAUUCAAAAUUCACAAAUGGAUGCAUCAUUCCACAAUUCAACACACAUCAUACCUUUCCUGCAUUGCAACAUCAAAUCUUCCUGUUAAGCAUGUGAUGGAGACAGGGUUUUCACCAUACUUCGCGACAGCAUACAAAGACGGGUCCAUUAAACUUAUUCAUCGUCAUAAUCACCAAGUUCUGCACACAUCAACAGAUGCUUUACGCAUGCAUGCUGUCAGCAGCUCUUCAGCAAAGAAGUCCAAAAAAUCAGUCAAUAUCACCAACCUCUUACAGACAUUUUGUGGGUGUGGCCUUAUUGCAGUGCAUGAUGGGAAAGUUUCAGUGCUAAAAGUUUACAGUGUAAAAGACGGUGCUAUUUCUAUGUCAGCUCUACUGGUGUGUCUGCUGUUUGAGUAUGCGUUGGUCACUGGGAAUGAUUGGUGGGGAAUUUUGCUGGCAGUCAGACCUGGUAACAUAGAGGCUAUAUGUGGGAAGCUGAUCGACAACUUCCAUAGACAGUCACCGGCCAUGCAGGAAGCUGUAGCCAUGCGACUCCAAGCCCUUAAAGUAGCUCUGUACAGCACAAACUUUUCCAGUCGAGAGAAAGCUUCCGACUGUCACACCAGAUUGGUUCUUCAGGCCAUCAAUGCAUUGUUUCGGGGUCUGCUGAGACCCAAAAACAUUUCCUCACAAGAUAAGAGCUCUGGAGAGAAGCUGAGUGCUGUCUGUGUAAAGUCCACUGAUGGUGACCUUGACAAAGUUUUGUAUGGCCUUGACAAAGAAGAGUUUCAAGUGGACACCAGGCGAAGGGAUAGAGCAGGGGACGGAUUGAUGCAGUCCUUGAAGCCCCUGAUACAGUGGAUUGCAGACUUCUGUCUUCACCUGUUAGCGUCCAUUCCUUUAUACCAGUCUUAUCCCAGCUUCCCCGGAUCUUCUCUGCUGAGCGACAGUUCCCUUCUCAGAACGCUGAGAGAACUCCUGGUCGUCAUCCGGAUCUGGAGCACCACAUUCCCCAGUGUGGCACCCUUGUUCACCACCACAUCUAAUGUGGACUGUUUGGCUCACCUGUACAAAGUCCUUACCAAAGCCUGGCUCUGUUGUAAGGAUGGGACAAAAUUGGAAUAUGAUGAGACAUUGCUGGAUGAGUGCUGUGUUCUCCCCAGUAAACUACUGGUGCCUGCCAUGAAUCAGAGCUUCAGACUUUACAGUUCGGGGUACACGGUGUUUGGACAGUCUUUUCCAAUCAGUUUCACUUGGGGCAAUUUUCCUGAGUAUCUGUAUAGUCAAAAGAAAUCUAAGCUGAUGUACGUUUCUGAUGUUCUGACAGAAAAUGAGCAGCAUCAUGACAUCAUCAGGCAGAUCCACCUGGGGGUGAAUUUGUCGGAGAAUGUUCGACAGUGUUGUCGCUGUGGUGGCUUUUCCCUACUGACAAGUGUUACCAAAUCGUCCAUUAUGAAGGCUUGGGAGAAAAGAUGGCAACGACACUGUCUCUGUGCAGCUCAUUGGAAGUUGUAUUCGGACAAAGAUUGAGUUGUCUGAGAGAGAGCUGUAGAGACAUGAUAUUGUUGUACAAUGGUGUAUGUAAGCGCUGUAACAGAUGGAAUCUCAUGCUGUGAUUAAGUGGCUUAAACAUAUCUGUACAUGUUGUUGUAUAUAUGAUACACCGGAUACCAAAUGUUUUAUCUGUAAUGUGAAGCUGAGGAAUGAACAAUCACAAUAUACCAUUGAGUGUUUGUGUACGUGAAAGAAUUCUUGAUAUUACACUCAGACGCAACUACUUUUGCACAUGGGUGAUUGUUAAAACUGCAUGAAUUGUAUUUUUAUGAUUUUGUCAAAGGAAAAAUUUUCAUUAAAGAACCAGGUGCAUUAUGAA
Molecule: messenger RNA, 2944 nt
Organism: Ostrea edulis (European flat oyster)
Lineage: Eukaryota; Metazoa; Mollusca; Bivalvia; Ostreida; Ostreidae
Product: mediator of RNA polymerase II transcription subunit 16-like
Exons: 8
Coding region: 109-2601 (830 amino acids)
Biological process (GO): positive regulation of DNA-templated transcription
Cellular component (GO): mediator complex
Molecular function (GO): protein binding
Source: RefSeq, a predicted model, not a curated record